Molecule: messenger RNA, 447 nt
Organism: Pseudogymnoascus destructans
Lineage: Eukaryota; Fungi; Ascomycota; Leotiomycetes; Thelebolales; Thelebolaceae
Exons: 1
Coding region: 1-447 (148 amino acids)
Source: RefSeq, a predicted model, not a curated record
AUGCCACCGAUACCCUCCAUCCAGAAGCGCCACCAGCACCACACAGCCCACUCGCCAUAUGAGUGGAAGGAGAGGAGGGAGUUCUCCCAUAACUGGAAGGCCAAGUUCCACGGCAAUGCCCAGGUCAUCACCACCGAUCUCGCCUGGACCAGCCUCAUCACGCCAUCCAACCCCAGGGUCACCACUACACUAGAGGAGGGCCUCGAGCUCAGCAAGCACCUCACGCUGCUCCAGGGCAUCUGUCAUACUGACAUUCGUUGCACUCAGUUUGCUAUCAAACUCAAGAGCAAACUUAGAAAUCUCCUCCUCAAACCUACAAGUCACCAUACAUAUCUUGGCUUAUCACACCAACAACAGAAGCAAUACUACUCAACGAUUGCUGCAAACUCUUCUACUACAUCUGUUUAUGCUACAUACAUCACGGCAUAUCAUUUGAACACUCAUUGA